AUGUCCUCUACGUUUGGAGAAACCACCAAGAAUAUCUACUCGACGCUACUGACCGAGUGCCACUUGGAGGGCCUCAAGCAGGAACUUUACUUGCGCGAACGGAUUGUGAUCUUCGUGCAGCGUACGGAACUGUGGAACCGAAUCAAACAGUACUGUUUAGAAUUUCACGAGCGUUUCGUGGAAAGUGGGUGCAAUCCGGAUUUACUGCUGGGGCCACUUAUUGUUACGCUGAACAUCGGUUACGAGGCACUGAAGAAGUUUGACACCGGCCUAUUGGACGAUUUCGUACGGGAACCGAUCUACUACGAGAAAGCCUUCCGGGAGGUGAUUCUCAGCAUUGCGAAUUCAUUUUUUGAACAGUUGGAGCGUUCGUUCAGAAUUCGAUUGGAGCAGAUUCAUUGCCGACUGAGAACCAAGCUGCCGCUGGAGGAACCAUACCUCUUCCGAACGCAACCGAAUAACGUAUCGAUUGGACUGACUGCGUUUCGGUGCGUUGUGCAGGGCUACAGCUCGAUACAGAAGUACAUUCUCCAAUCCGUUUGGUUGUGCACGGCCGAUCCCCUCCGCAUCGCCAUCGCCGGAGAAAUCAAGCGCGCUCCCAAGUGCGAAGACUGCGGUAAUCUCUUGCAGGAGCACCAACGGAUCCGUGCUGUGUCCGACUUUUGCACCGUUCGAGUGUUCGUCACUGAUAGCCUUAGAACCCGGACAACCGUCGGGCGCAUCUACCAGAGUGUUCUGGUACGGCUAGCCGACGAUUUGUGCGAACCGCUGAAGCUGGGAUACGAGUACGUGAUUACUGGAGUGUUCAACCCGUUGAAUCAGUUCUUCGACGCGUGGGCUUUCGAGGAAUUGUAG
Aedes aegypti (yellow fever mosquito) is the source of this 855-nucleotide messenger RNA. RefSeq lists its product as uncharacterized. The transcript is spliced from 3 exons. Bases 1 to 855 code for a protein of 284 amino acids. The record is from RefSeq and is a predicted model, not a curated record. Lineage: Eukaryota; Metazoa; Arthropoda; Insecta; Diptera; Culicidae.